CUAAUGAUUGUUGAAUGUGUUAUCACGUCACACACACCACUGUUUUUUAUACAAAUUAAAAUCAAAGAAAUAUUAUUACUGUUUUACGUGCUUGUGGGCGCUCAACACGUUAUUGUAUAUAAGGAGCGAAAGUAAGUGCAAGCUAACAGGAAGCAAAUCGAUAAAUCAAUAAAUUGUCUGCAAUUUUCGGCAGCUACAAUAGCAACAAGCGCGCAAUAACGAACAGAUAGCUGUAUGUGUACAUCACAGCACAGGAAAACGCAAUUAAAUGGGGUUCAUAAAAGCGUCCUUUCUAUAAUUACGCAUAAGGAUAUUUUUAUAAAUAAAUUUUUUCGAAGUGUUGAAUUGAUAUGUAUUUUAAGCUAUUUAAAUAUUAUAUACAAAAUAGCAGUUAUAUUUUUGAACCUCAUAUUUAAUGCAAACAUAAGCGGCUAAACCGGAAGCGCUACCAAUUAGUAUAAGCAUACCUCUUUUUUAUUUUACUACUGCACUGCCCUUUGAUACAAUUAUUAUUAUUUUUUUUAAUAUAUAUCAUUUUUAAAUAUAUAUAUUGAUUUUUAAAUAAAAAUAGCAUUUUUAAACUAAAUUUUUUUCGUGUUUAUUAAUUGUUUUCUAAUAUUAUAUCCGCUUAUUACACGACGUAGUGUGGCAGCACUGUCGCAUUUCCGUCAUUGACAUUUCAUUUUCGUCUGUUUGUUGUUUUCGACUUUGCUCGUAUUCAUUCACUACUUGCUAUUAAUAUUUUAUUUACGUUAUAAAUACUUCAUAAAAACAAAUAAAUGUGUAAAAAUGGAAACAAAAUCAGAUUUCGAUUUCAAACUAGUUGAUUUGGUGCGCGCAAAUGCACUGCUUUAUGUAAAUGAAGUGCGGAUAUCGCCCUACAAUCUAAUGAAGAAAAGAAAUGAAAUCUGGCGUAGCAUCGCAUCUUCUUUGGGUGUUGAAACUAAAUACUGUGUAAUACGUUGGAAGAAUCUGCGCGAUAAGUAUCGUCGUGAGUCGCAAAAGGCACAGGAGCUUGGGCGAAAAGCUGGCGGUAUAAAAAGCGCACAGGGCUCCACAUGGAACUUAUUAGACAAAAUGAGUUUCCUUGACCACCACAUAAGAGUGCACAGUUCAACUAGCACAAAAAGCGCUGCAGAGAAUAUACGUUCGAGUUGGAGUGAAAUGGAAGCUGAACAACUUAUUGAGCAAUUACCAAAUGAAGAUGAUCCAUUACAAGAGGCAAUGGAUGAACAAACUGUUGCUUUAGAAACAAAGAAACCAGAACCUAUAGUGAGUACAACAACAACUACAGCAUCAUGCUUAAAACGCAUCGAAACGUUGCUAGAGGGCUUGGAUGAGGAAAAUCGUACAAAAGCUGAAAAACGUAUUGUAGCGUAUCUCUGUAAGUGUCAGCUUAAAUUUUUGGAAAAUGAGAGUAUCGACGAUAUAUUAAUUUAAUGUAGUUAUUAUACAAGUAAGCAAAUUUCAAGCUGAAAUCCUUUUUUCUACGCGUAUUCAUAACUUUCUAUUUAUUAAUUUUCAAUAUAAGUGUAAUGGCAGUAGUAAUUAAACAUUAAUUAAAAGUAUUUUUUAGAUGAUAAAAUUGCAAGUUUAUAAUUGUGGAACAAAAAACAAGGAAUUUGAAAAAUAAAACUAAUUUCCUUAAAAUAAUUAUUCAGAGUUUAAUUGUAUGAAAAUGCGCUAAAAGCAAUAAGACAGUAAAUAUCCCUACCUCGCCAUUAUUUGGAUUAAUUUAUUAGAUUUUACUCUUUUAGAGCGUGUACAAACAUAUUUUUUUGUCAUCAAAUAAUGAAACGCACCUAUCCAUAUGUAACUUCUCCCUUGCUGAAUGUAUUCGUACAAACCGCUAUUGAUUUCUACAGAUAUGAAUCACUUGGAUGCUUGGUUUCCACCCUUCAAUUGAAAUAAUGUUUUUGUUGGAGUGGGCAAAUUUAAUUGCAGAUAUCGACUCGACGGAAAUAAUAGCAGAUAUAUGUACAUACGUAUGUAGGUAUGAAUAACACAAGCAUACUUUUAUAUGAGUGUAUGUAUGUAGCUAAGUAAACAAGGUGGUGAUUUUCUAAUAAGGGUCAUAAUAUCUUUCAGAUUUAUUUUCGUUUUAGGCAAAUGCGACGUAUCUCCACCAUAUGCAAUGUUUGUGUGGAUGGUUAUGAGAUGCGCCUAGUGUGAGCGUUUGGUUGUCGACCUCGCUGUUUUGACUUGAAGCGCGCAAUUCAAGUACUUCAAAUAUUAAGCACUUCAUUUGUACAAAAGUACAUACAUACAUAUGUGUAUGAUAUAAAUAUAUAUAUCUGCAUAUGUAUUUAUAACCGUUUAGGUUUUUAAUUAGUCUUGUUGGUGUGUUCCUGUGUUUUGCUGUUGUUAUUCAUACAUUAAUGUGACCGUCGCCUUUAUUGAUUGAUUUACUCUGCUAAAAAAUCAAUAACUGAAAAUUUUCAAAGACCUUCGCCUUAAAAAAUUAUAUUUAUAUAUUAUAAAAAUUAUGUUAGUCUUUAUAGCCUUAUUGUUACUAUAAUUUUGUUUAUUUUUCUACAAGUGGUAUUCAUAUGCUAACAAAGGCGCCAAGCUAAUAUAGCAUUUAAAACAAUUAACACUUUUCAAAAUAUUAAUUUUUUAUAUUUUUAUGAAUGAUUACACUUUUUAAAUUACUUUUCAAAAUUUGCUAGUUUAUUUAGUUUAUUUCCUAUUUCACUGCAUAUUUAUAUUUUGCGCAAAAUCCGCACUUUCUGUUUUUCAUAUAAUUUUUCCAACCAAGAAAUGCUUUUAUUAUUUGUUGUCGCCACGGUUGUUCACUUCGUACUGUAAUCCAUGUAAAAAUGCCUGAAAAUCCUUGCCCCUUUUUACCAAUCCUUUUGUCUGUAUAUGCGCACUACGGCGCGCUCCCUUCAUAUGAACGCCUGUAAGUGGUUAUAUGCAAAGAGAGUUGAAGAGAGUCAAUUACACCACCAAACAGACUCGUGCGCCACCGCAAUUGCAGCUUCAACUUGAUUGUUGGCCAUUUAGGCAAUGUAAACAAACUGAUUUGACUACGUGCGGUCGUAUUUGAGCGGCGAGACGUAUUAGAGGCAAUGUGAAACAAUGCUAUGUAUCGAUUUGUUUUUGUUGUUAUACAAAUCGUCUGUUGCUUUUAACAGUUUUAUUUUUGUAAUGUAGCUAUUUUUGAACACAAAUAUAUUACGAUUAAGUAUGCAAGGGUGAUUACAAGCCAAAAAAACAAGAAAAAACGAUAACUUCAGUUGCACCGAUAAAACCCUACACAAAUAAAAGUGCUUAUACCA
This is a messenger RNA of Bactrocera oleae (olive fruit fly), 3281 nucleotides long. Its product is annotated as transcription factor Adf-1. Lineage: Eukaryota; Metazoa; Arthropoda; Insecta; Diptera; Tephritidae. The record is from RefSeq and is a predicted model, not a curated record.